Messenger RNA from Odocoileus virginianus texanus, 2674 nucleotides. The record is from RefSeq and is a predicted model, not a curated record. NCBI's taxonomy places the organism in Eukaryota, Metazoa, Chordata, Mammalia, Artiodactyla, Cervidae.
AAAAGGUUAGUAUGAAAAUACCAAAUCAACUUUUAAAAUUUCUUAAGAGAUGAUUAGAAUCAGGUCACCUGGAUUUUAACCAUGAGUUUACUAUGCACUGGCUGUGUCACUCCAGGUAAACUAUUAAAUCUUUUGUCCUCAGUUUCAUCAGUUCUAAAGUGGAAACAAUAAGCAAUAAGGAUUUACUGUAUAGCACAGGGAACAGUAUUCAAUAUCUUGUAAUAAUCUGUAAUGGAAAAUAAUCUGAAAAAAUAUGUAUAUAACUCAAUUACUUUGCUGUACGUUAUAUACUUUGCUAUAACACAGUAUUGUAAAUCAGCUAUAACUUCAAUUUAAAGAAAAAAAAUGGGAACAAUAAUAGUUUCUCAUCGGGUUACUGUAAAUGUGUACAGUUCUUAAAACACAGCAUAGUGUCUGGAACAUAGUGGACAUUCAAUAUGUUAUCUAGUAUUUAUUAUUAUUACUUAAAUAGCUAAACCCAGAUAGUGGGUGUAUUUUUUAAUGUUAAAAAAAAAAAAAGGUCAAAGGCAGACUUAUCCCUUCAAUGACUGAUUUUAUCUACAGCAUUAACCAGGUUUUUCAAAUCACGAAACUUGGGCCUGUCAGCCUACCACUUGGAAAUAACUGUGAGCUCAACUAUUUCCAAGUACAUAUAAUCAGGUCCAGGUAAAGACUUUUUCAAAAUUUAUUUCUGUUGUUCUGGGGAAGCAUUUGUUUGCCUCAUAACAUUUCUUUUUUAGAAGUAGAAUUUAUCGUGGUGAAGUUUAACAUCCUAGAGACCAAAAAAAAAAAAAGUCUGCAUAGUUUCUAUAGAAGUGUAGCUUCUGGAACAAUUUCAAAAUGAAACCCCAAAGACAGUGCAUUAAUGCUGAGAUAUACUUGGAGAUAUCACUACAUUAAAAAAAAAACAUAAUGUGCUUUAUAAAUUAAUCUCAAGUCUGAACCAGACACAGAAGGGUGGAAAGCCAGAAUUCUGUACCCACAUAAUCAACAGUCUGUGGAAACUCUGGGAACCAUGCCACUAGUCUCCAACCUAGCAUAGUUGGGAAAUGACACAUUCUCUAAGGAGCUCUUGUCCAAGAAAUGAGUGGGCCACAAAGCACAGCAGUGAGGUCCAUAAGCUUGUUUUAUGAAUGAAGAGUGUGAGGUGUACUGGCCCUAAGCUCAGCAUCUUUAUGCAUGUUGUAAUUUCUAAUUCUUCAGUUUUUAUCCUAGUGAUGGAUUGGUAUAACAGAAUUCUACCAGGAAAAAAUAAUGUCAGCCGUAAGAAUAUUGUUUCAUACUACUGCAGAAUUAUUUUAAAUCAAGUUUUCAUAUUUAUCUCCAGUCCUAGAUCAGAUCUUCCUACCUGCCCCUCCCCACCAAAAAAGGAAAUGGAUGGUAUAUACAAAAAGCCAGAAACUUAAAUCAAUUUUAUUCACACUUCCCAUGAAAGGCAGUUAUAUUUUUACAUAAAAUCAUUGACACAGAGAACAAGAAAACUCUUAAGAUUAAUAUAACUGAUUAGACACACAAUAUAGAAAGUAAACUGAAAAUUAAAAAUAGCAUACUUUAAUGAUUACAUUUAUAUCAUAUUUUCUACUAAUUUAUAGCAGCAUCAGUAAGAUUCAUGUAUUCUUUAAUAAACUAGCAGCAAAAAUUUUUAACUACACAAAUUCAGUAGAUGUUCCCCCCACUGUUUCACUCAUACAGAAUUUAUCACAUUAACGUAAAAAAACCACUUCUAUUUCCUAAAGAAAAAGAUGGGAAAGAUUUCACAAGUCAGCAGUUUCCCAAGGAAAGAAGGGAGGAAUGAGGAAGGAAGCUGAAAAAAAUUGGUGGCAGUUACCAAAAAAUAAAUUCUCAACCACCUUGAUCAAUUAUGGGUAGCUUCUGUGGCAUCUCUAUGUAUGUGUAUGUUAGUGUUAACAUAAAAGCUGUGUUAACUUUGCUUUCUGAUUUAAUACUGCAGCUGAAAAAUAUGUGGAAGUUCCCAGGAGGCCUGUCAGAGCCUGGAGAAGAUAUCGGAGAUACAGCAGUUAGAGAAGUUUUUGAAGAGACUGGUAUAAAAUCAGAAUUCAGAUCCCUCCUGAGUAUUCGGCAACAGCACACCCAUCCGGGAGCUUUUGGGAAGUCAGAUAUGUAUAUUAUCUGCCGCUUAAAGCCAUAUUCAUUCACCGUAAAUUUUUGCCAGCAUGAAUGCUUAAAGUGUGAGUGGAUGGAUCUCAGUGAUCUAGUCAAGACUAAAAAUACAACUCCCAUCACAAGCAGAGUUGCAAGACUGCUGCUGUAUGGGUACAGAGAAGGGUUUGACAAAAUUGAUCUGACCAUGGAAGAACUGCCAGCAGUUUACACAGGCUUGUUCUAUAAACUCUAUCACAAGAAACUGCCAGACAAUUACAAAACUAUGACAGGAAUGGAUUAAAUUCAUAUGUACAUGUUUUUUAAAUGUUUGUUUUUACAUGUAGAUUAAUGUGUGCCAUAUUAUAGGAAGUAGUGGACAUUUGGGUUAAUAAGUAAAUAUGACUUUAAUUUUCUAAUGUCUUUAAUUUCCAUGAAGAAAACUUGUUUGUACACAUUUUGAAAGCCUCUUUUCAAAUGAAGCAACUGUAUGAGAGAUUGUAGCUUUAAGUAAAUUUCACUGGAUAAAAGGAAAUGCUAUAUAAAAAGUGGAAGUGUAUACAUUUUCCAGGAA